CCAACUUCGACGUCCGCCAACAACCACACGGUAAGCGCUUUCUCUCAACCUCAAUUGUUUUCUUCAACAUAUACGUCGCGCGUUCCAAGUUUGGAAUCAUGUCGAUAUUUGAAGAUGGCUAGAGCGUGGAUUGGCAGCAAUGUCUUCCAGUUCUUAGAGACACGGAACCUUGGUGAAUGAGAUUCGCUGACGGCUUCUGUUCUCAAUGACAGCCUGGACGAACAAGAUGCCACCAAAGGGCAAGAAAGCGGCGCCCGCGCCAUUCCCUCAAGGAAAAGCCGGUGCGAAGAAGCCAGCGAAGAACCCACUCAUCGAGAAGCGCCCCCGCAACUAUGGCAUCGGCCAGGACAUCCAGCCCGCCCGCAAUCUCUCCCGUAUGGUCCGAUGGCCGCAAUACGUCCGACUCCAGCGACAGAAGAAGAUCCUCAACCUCAGACUGAAGGUCCCCCCCGCGAUCGCCCAGUUCCAGCAUGUCCUUGACCGAAACACUGCCGCCCAGGCCUUCAAGCUGCUCAACAAGUACCGACCGGAGACCAAGGCUGAGAAGAAGGAACGUCUGACCAAGGAGGCUACUGCCAUCUCCAAUGGACAGAAGAAGGAGGAUGUGAGCAAGAAGCCAUACACUGUCAAGUACGGUCUAAACCACGUCGUUGGCCUCAUCGAGAACAAGAAAGCAUCGCUGGUAUUGAUCCCCAACGAUGUUGACCCCAUUGAGUUGGUUGUCUUCCUUCCCGCUCUUUGCCGCAAGAUGGGCAUUCCGUAUGCUAUCGUUAAGGGCAAGGCCAGGCUUGGCACUGUUGUUCACAACAAGACUGCUGCUGUGCUUGCUUUCACCGAGGUUCGAUCAGAGGACAAGAACGAGCUCUCCAAGCUUGUCUCUGCUAUCAAGGACGGCUACCUCGAGAAGCACGCCGAAACGAACCGACACUGGGGUGGUGGUAUCAUGGGUGCUAAGGCAAACGCUCGCAUGGACAAGCGGAGGAAGGCCUUGGAGAGCGCUAUCAAGAUCUAAGCGGCUGAUGGCUGAUGGCUGAAGGGAUUUCAUAGGCUCGGCGUGUCUUUUACCUUUGCAUGAGGCGAGCUUGGAGCAAUACCUAGGUGUUUAGGGCUUCCAAAAACAGCCACCAUGGGCUAGAAUCAAUCAUCAGGAGAUUACUCACAUAUUGCGGCGAACUCUUCGCAUGGUGUGAUGAAUAAGCGAGUGUGGAUACCGUCGGCAGUAGCGUCGAUUAUUCCUCCAGACAAAAUGGAAGGUACUGCUCCC
This is a messenger RNA of Lindgomyces ingoldianus, 1264 nucleotides long. Its product is annotated as 60S ribosomal protein L8-B. Gene Ontology annotation, cellular component: ribonucleoprotein complex. Lineage: Eukaryota; Fungi; Ascomycota; Dothideomycetes; Pleosporales; Lindgomycetaceae. The transcript has 4 exons. Gene Ontology annotation, biological process: ribosome biogenesis. The record is from RefSeq and is a predicted model, not a curated record. The coding region runs from base 227 to 1012 and encodes 261 amino acids.